AUGGAUAAGGAGGCUCGUCCGGCCUCCACUCUCCACGAGAUAGACGGCCAAACGCUGGGUUUAGGGGGGGUGGCCGGCCGUGGAAGUGUUCUGGAAGAAGAGAUCGGCAUUGCGACACCAUGUCUCAUAUAA
Messenger RNA from Podospora pseudopauciseta, 132 nucleotides. RefSeq lists its product as uncharacterized. Lineage: Eukaryota; Fungi; Ascomycota; Sordariomycetes; Sordariales; Podosporaceae. The transcript has a single exon. The record is from RefSeq and is a predicted model, not a curated record. Bases 1 to 132 code for a protein of 43 amino acids.